Messenger RNA from Hordeum vulgare subsp. vulgare (domesticated barley), 1355 nucleotides. RefSeq lists its product as uncharacterized. Bases 379 to 987 code for a protein of 202 amino acids. Lineage: Eukaryota; Viridiplantae; Streptophyta; Magnoliopsida; Poales; Poaceae. The transcript has 2 exons. The record is from RefSeq and is a predicted model, not a curated record.
CCUGCAUCGCAUGUCCCCGCUCCCCCAAUUAACCCAGUAAGCGCUACGCAACCACUUCGUCCCCGCUCACCCCCGUGACCCCACCCGCUCGCCUUCGCUGCUCGCUGCUGCCGCCGCUCGCCCCCACAGCAGCUCUACCCCAGCCCGCUCGCCCUUGCCUCCCUACUUCUCUCCGGCGGCGCAUCUUCGGGACAGGACGAUUCGGGCCGGCGACGCAGCUUCGGGAGAGGAUGAGAGAAGAGGGGAGGAAAAACAGAGACCUGGAGGCGUGCUCCGACGGCUGUGUGGCACGCAGAAUUGGAUCGGGGUGCUUCCCCACAGCCGCAGCCGCAGCCGACUAGCGACACCACAUGCCCAAAAUCAGAUAGAGGAUCGAUCAUGCAGUUCCCGUUCCGCCGUCCGCCGGCAUCGCCGACGUCGUUUCUGUUGGUCCCGGGCAAAACGCCGCAGGGCUUCGCAGAGGACACCUCGGCCGCGGAGGAGGACAGCGACCUGAGGAACCUGAUGCGCUGUCUCAGCCACCUCGUCCAGACCUACUCGGACAAGAAGGGCGACGCGGCCGCGCGCGGGAACCUACUCCGGGAGCUCGUCGUCGUCGCCCCGCGCUUCGCCGAGGCCGCCGGACGCCAUCGGCUCUGCUUCGCGUGGCGGGACGCCAGGAUGCCAUCGGCUCUGCUUCGCGUAGAGGACACACGAGGGGCCGACGGGAUACGACGCGCGUGCGCCGCGCUCUGCAAUGCGACGGGCCUGCUGAGAGCAGCGUCGGAGGGGGAAGGGGGAGGAGACGGCGCGGUGGGUUGCCAGCUGCGGCACAUGUCUGAUGCGUGCAUGGCGGCGUUCGAGGCGUUGAUGCUCGCGCAGGCCCUCGAGUUCUACUUCGAGCUCGCCGUCGCGCCAAGAACCUUCAGUCAUGAGGCCACCGUGACGGAAGACUUCCAUCUCAGGGUGUUGUCAAGAAUUUUACUACGCCCACUGCUUUUUCACUGAGGUAGUUGCCGCCUGCAGCCAUGCACAAGUGUCAUCACCUGCAUCUCCUCUUUGUGUUCCCGUCUCUCCAUGCCACACGAGGAUAAAUAUAUUCAUUGAGUGUUUAGCCCGAGUAACAACUUUUUGUAUGACAACAUUUUAAACAUCUCUAUUGUCUCUCUUAUAUUGGUAAAUUAUUAUAUUUUCGUUUAUUUUAUUAAUAUAUUUCUUUUUUAUGAAGGAUUAUUGUUUUUCUAUGAUAAUACGUGCGUUGCACGUGUACGGUUACUAGUUCAAGAAAAGAUAACGUGUUGUGUUCGGCGCAAAAUGUAGGGCAAAUCGUAUUGUGGUGGUUUUUCGUUAGUGAUACUUGUAUUGUGGUGGUUUUA